AGACUCGAUACGAAGGAUAUUGUGACUAUGUGAUACAAUAAAAGAAUUUAAUUGAAUGAUAAAUAUUUGAAGAGAACAUUUUAUUUGUUAUGUUAUCAGUUGUGCGAUAACGACACAAGUAUACUGCUUAAAAAAAUUUGUGAAACCUUCAGUGAAUGAGACAUCGAUUAUUUGUAAUCAUCGCUCUCUAAAAAGCCACUGAAUAACAAUGGAGUAUUUUGAAAUCCUAUGCGGCAUCGCCGCAGUGCUCUUCCUCCUUUAUUACUAUUUCACUUAUAAUUACGACUUCUGGAAGAAGCAAGGAGUAGUUGGUCCAAAACCUAUACCAUUCUUCGGCAAUACGAUAGAAAUUAUGUUGGCAAUAAAAUCAGUAGCAGAAUACAGUGAAGAGCUUUAUCAGAAAUAUAAAAACGAAAGAAUGAUUGGAUUGUACGCUUUGAAUAUACCUGUUCUUCUUCUGAAAGAUCCAGAAUUAAUCAAAGAUGUCCUCAUCAGAGAUUUCUCGUCGUUUACGGAUCGUGGAUUCAAUGUUAAUGACAAGGCGGAACCAUUGUCCAAGAAUCUCCUCAACCUAGAGCCAAGAAGAUGGCGUCCCCUGCGAUCGAAGCUCUCGCCAAUAUUCACCUCCGGAAAACUGAAAGAGAUGUUCGGUCUCAUCCUCGAUUGCGCACAGCACUUCGAUCAGUAUUUAGAUAAAGUAGUCGCGAAAGGAGAACCCGUCGACAUUCGGGAACUAACCGCGAAAUUCACAACCGACGCGAUUGGUACUUGCGCCUUUGGCAUCGACAUGAACGCACUCUCAGAGGAGGACAGCGAAUUCCGUAAAAUGGGCAGAGACAUCUUCGUUCCAAAUUUCUUGAAUGUAUUCCGACAGAAAUCGAACAUAUUUUUCCCGAAACUGUAUGGUAUCGUGGGUCGGUUCCUACCGGACAAAUUUACUCCUUUCUUCACCAAAAUGGUCACCGAGUCCAUGGCUUAUAGAAAAAAGAACAAUAUCUAUCGACCUGAUUUUAUUAAUAUGCUUAUGGACCUGAAAAGUCAUCCUAUGCAAGUGGGUGAUAUCGAGCUAACAGAUGAACUGUUGACUGCUCAGGCGUUCGUAUUUUUUGCCGCCGGUUUUGAGACUUCUUCGACUACAAUGAGCAAUGCUCUUUACGAGUUGGCUCAGAAUCAUGACAUUCAGGACAAGCUACGCGAUGAAAUUCGGGAGCACGAUGAAGCCAAUAACGGGGAUUUAAAGUACGAACAUAUCAAACAGAUGGAAUACUUAGAUAAAGUAUUCAAAGAAACAUUAAGGAAGUAUCCACCUGGUUCACUAGUGCCAAGAAGGGCAACUGCGGACCACACCUUCGAGGGCACAAAUGUUACGAUACAUAAAAGUAUGAGGGUUUGGGUACCCAUAUAUGCGAUACAUCGAGAUCCCGACAUUUAUCCUAACCCUGAGGUCUUCGAUCCCGAAAGAUUUAACGAAGAUGCCGUCCAAGCUCGCCACCCUAUGAACUAUUUACCUUUCAGUGAUGGACCCAGAAAUUGCAUUGGUGCCCGUUUCGCAGUUUAUCAAACCAAGGUUGGAUUAAUCACGAUCCUCCGGAAAUACAAAGUCGACGUCUGUGAAAAGACCGUCAUUCCUUAUACGUUGUCUGCAGGUGCAUUUGUACUCGCACCGAAAGAGGCAAUCUACCUAAAACUAACAAAACUAACAAAGUAACGUUAAAUGUAAUGCUUCGUGACAUUAAAUUGACUAACAAAUAUAUUUAUAUCAUUAAUGACUUAAUACUCCUUCAUUAUCACUUUUUAUACCUCAUAUACAUUUUCGUAACCUAAGUUUACAUUAUUAUAAUUAAUGCAGUAGAUAAUGUUUUUUAGUGUAAAUACAGUUAGGUAUAUUGUGAUAUUUAUUAUGCUGUGAAUAUUAUUUUUUACUUACGAUUUUCAAGUUGCGUGUGUGGGAAACAUUUUAUUGUUGUGCGUGGUACAAAAUAAAAAUCUCUUUACACAA
Messenger RNA from Megachile rotundata (alfalfa leafcutting bee), 1999 nucleotides. Its product is annotated as putative cytochrome P450 6a14. Gene Ontology annotation, molecular function: oxidoreductase activity, acting on paired donors, with incorporation or reduction of molecular oxygen; heme binding; monooxygenase activity. Lineage: Eukaryota; Metazoa; Arthropoda; Insecta; Hymenoptera; Megachilidae. The record is from RefSeq and is a predicted model, not a curated record.